UUUUUGGUGCAUUACUGCCAUCAACUGUCAGUCAUUGGAAUAACAUGAAACAAUGGCCAGAUGUGAAUUACUCCAACGGCUUGUGUGCACAAUACAAACAAAAUGAGGACCCAUGCAUUCAAACAGAGCUAUGUUGGUCAGAGAAUCCACAAAUUUAAGGACGCCAUUUGUCAUUAUUUAUAUUUUGCUGACAUUAUGAAUGAUUUUAAUGGAAAUAAGUUUACAUAGUUGCAGGUCUACCCAACAGUAGCUGCCCUAAAAAACAGCAGUAGAAAGAGCAGUAGUAUUAUACUGUAGUGUAUACCUUUAGUGAGUCAUUGUACUGAAUGUGAUUCUUCGAUAACCGUAACCGUCCUGUACCGAAGGUUAAAGGUUUUGUAAACAGAAUCUAAGUAUAGCUCGUCAAACACAUUGCUCUUCCAAAGGUCUGGCAUGGAAAGAAAAAAAAAAAACACCACACCAAACAGCGCUCGACUUGUUCUGAGCCGAAAAGUACAUGACAGAAGGGUAGUAGUAGAGUAGUACAGUGCGCUCUUACGUUACUUUGACAAUAUAGACGUGUUUUUGAGGUUGGCCUUCACACUGGAACAUCUUUUUUCUUUUUUUCUUCGCCACCUGAACAUGAAGGCCUUCCAGGUCCUGUUUGUGCUCUGUCUGAACGCUGCGGCGGCUGAAGGCCAGUCUUUCCACCCUGGCAGCUGCCCCCGGCCAUCUGUUCAAGAGGGCUUCAACGUUACAAAGUAUAUGGGCACCUGGUUUGAAAUAGAGAAGCUGCCAGCUGCAUUUGAAAGAGGGAAAUGCAACCAAGCCACAUAUACUCUCCUCGCUGACGGGACGGUCAACGUUCGCAACGCAGAGUUGCUGUCUAAUGGAAAGAUAAAUUCAAUCGAGGGUGUUGCCAAAGUUAAAAACGCAUCUCAACCUGCCAUUCUGGGUGUCAGCUUCUUUAAAGGUGUUCCAGAUGCUCCCUACUGGGUCCUCUCCACAGACUACCAGUCGUACGCUGUGGUGUACUCCUGCUCAGACUACUUUGGCCUUCUCCACAUUGACUUUGCCUGGAUCCUGGCUCGCACUCGGGCGCUGGCCGAGGACGUCACCAGCCAGCUGCGUGCGGAGCUGGCUGCUGCUGCUGGUGUAAACUUAAGCCGCCUUACGGUCACCAAACAGACCGGUUGUGACGUCAUGACCCGGGGCAUGGUCAGCAAAACGAAAACAGGGGAACAGGUUUGAACUCCAGUGGAAAUGCCAGUAUGGUAUGGUGUAGGAUAAUAAUUUUUGUGUACUGUCUAAUGUGACGUUCAGGACAAUAUGUAGUGAUGCACCAGACAAAAACAACAUAUGCUAUUCUCUUCUCUUACAGACCUUUUUGUUUACAGCUUGUAAUAAAUAUGCAUUGUGUGCCUUUUUAAAGCUGUCACUGCUGUUUACGUUCAUGUGCAUAAUAAAAAAAAUAAAUAAAAUUUAAUUAAAGAAAAAAGGGUGUCAUCGUUUGAGAGAUUUACUUGCCAUACAUAGGCUUAGUGAAAUGAUCAUGUUCUUGCAGUUUAUUAUGUUGGGAGUUCCAGCUUUAAGACGCCUGUUUUUCCGGUCAAAUGUAAACACAAGAUGCCAAGUUUGGACUUGGCUCGUAGAAAUGUGGUAUUGGCAGGCCCACAUUUUAAGCACGUUAAUUUUUUUUUCAGUACUGUAAACCUCUAACCUGUGGGAAUCCUUUAUAUAUCCACGACUUGCUGAAUAAAAUAAAACGAAUCGAUGAAAACUGAUUGAAAACUGGGUGUUUAGAUUCAGCAUUUAUUUAAAUCCGUCAAUUGUAAUUGGUUCCCUUAAAUUUGUUUUCAUGGUUAUUUUGUUCAUUUUUUUCAAUAGUUACAUUUUAAAUAAUAAAAUUAAAAAAGGUCAGUUUUU
This is a messenger RNA of Xiphias gladius (swordfish), 1905 nucleotides long. RefSeq names its product apolipoprotein D-like. The record is from RefSeq and is a predicted model, not a curated record. Bases 622 to 1230 code for a protein of 202 amino acids. NCBI's taxonomy places the organism in Eukaryota, Metazoa, Chordata, Actinopteri, Istiophoriformes, Xiphiidae. The transcript is spliced from 5 exons. Gene Ontology annotation, biological process: brain development; tissue regeneration; lipid transport. Gene Ontology annotation, molecular function: lipid binding.